Molecule: messenger RNA, 276 nt
Organism: Paraphaeosphaeria sporulosa
Lineage: Eukaryota; Fungi; Ascomycota; Dothideomycetes; Pleosporales; Didymosphaeriaceae
Exons: 2
Coding region: 1-276 (91 amino acids)
Source: RefSeq, a predicted model, not a curated record
AUGGAGUUUUUCUCUAUGCUGGAACAGGCGUUCCCGUUCAGUAAUCAGACUACACUGCUACUGGGAUACCUGCCCGACUCGAACGUGGUCAUGACUGCCAGUCUGUUCGGAUUCGCCGGCGCCCUUUCGAAGCUCGCGCAGGCGUACGUGAUGAGUUUCCUAAAGGCAGUGGACUCGUCAACCAAGAGCGGAGGACUGAUGGCCAUGUUUGAUCUGAAGAACGAAUUCGCGUCUUCGUGGUCUCGUCUGGCGAACGCGGCGGGUCUGUCCGGCUAA